This is a messenger RNA of Chrysochloris asiatica (Cape golden mole), 837 nucleotides long. It is a transcript of the gene DNASE1L2, whose product is annotated as deoxyribonuclease I-like 2. The transcript is spliced from 7 exons. The coding region runs from base 1 to 837 and encodes 278 amino acids. The record is from RefSeq and is a predicted model, not a curated record. Lineage: Eukaryota; Metazoa; Chordata; Mammalia; Afrosoricida; Chrysochloridae. Gene Ontology annotation, cellular component: nucleus. Gene Ontology annotation, molecular function: DNA nuclease activity. Gene Ontology annotation, biological process: DNA catabolic process.
AUGGGCGGGCCCUGGGUCCUGCUGGCUGCGCUCUGGGCACUGGUGGCCACUGGGGUUGCGGCUCUGCGCAUCGGAGCCUUCAAUAUACAGAGCUUUGGAGACAGCAAAGUGUCAGACCCGGCCUGUGGCAGCAUUAUUGCAAAGAUCCUGGCUGGCUAUGACAUCACCCUGGUGCAGGAGGUUCGAGAUCCAGACCUGAGCGCUGUUUCGGAGCUCAUGAAGCAGAUCAACAGCGUGUCCAAGCACAAAUACAGUUUUGUGAGCAGCGAGCCCCUGGGUCGGGACCAGUACAAGGAAAUGUACCUGUUUGUGUACAGGGAGGGUGCCGUCUCUAUCUUAGAUACCUAUCACUAUUCGGACCCGGAGGACGCCUUCAGCCGUGAGCCUUUCAUCGUCAAAUUCUCCGCCCCUAGCGCUGCAGCCGGGGAGUUUGUGCUGGUCCCGCUGCAUGCAGCACCGCACCAGGCGGUUACAGAGAUCGAUGCUCUAUACGACGUAUACCUGGAUGUGAUUGACAAGUGGGGCACUGAUGACAUCCUGUUUCUGGGGGACUUCAACGCCGACUGCAACUACGUGCGGGCGCAGGACUGGACUGCCAUCCGGCUUCGCAGCAGUGAGGUCUUCAAGUGGCUCAUCCCUGACAGCGCUGACACCACGGUGGGCAACUCGGACUGCGCCUACGACCGCAUCGUGGCCUGCGGAGCGCGCCUGCGCCGAAGCCUGAAGCCGCAGUCGGCAGCCGUGCAUGAUUUCCAGAAGGAGUUUGGCCUGGACCAAGCGCAGGCUCUGGCCAUCAGUGACCACUUCCCUGUGGAGGUGACUCUUAAGUCCCACUGA